Messenger RNA from Linepithema humile (Argentine ant), 5608 nucleotides. The record is from RefSeq and is a predicted model, not a curated record. NCBI's taxonomy places the organism in Eukaryota, Metazoa, Arthropoda, Insecta, Hymenoptera, Formicidae.
UCUCUCUCUCUCUCUCUCUCUCUCUCUCUCUCUCUCUCUCUCUCUCUCUCUUCCUCGAAGACGAAGGCUCAUCUCCGAUGCCGUCACCGUGUCACGUCGAGACAGAAUGCUGGUUCAACCGUCGUCGCUUCGAAGCAGCAGUCCGAAUCUUCGACGAUGAUUCAAGGGACUCCUCGAUCUUGGGAACGUUUUCUCGCGGGUGUCCUCGGGAUCGUUCCCCUUGCCCUCCAAAUCGUCGUGGUUGUGUGUGAGAGUGUGUUCUGCUGUUCCCGGCAAGUUUCGUCGGUCACGGCGGAAUCCACCUUCUUUUCUGGCCGCUCGCUAGUCCUAUGAACUCUCAGUGGGGAUGAAGCGCGUGUCGCGAGGGCGAGAGGAAGCGGACGCGGAGCAUUACCAAGCCCCAUCCUCGCUAAUGGAACGCUCUCGUCGAGAGUGCCACCACCUCGCGCGGGCUGGGCAGUGCGGAUUACCGAGGCGACACUUAUCCCAACGUCAAAUCAGCGUCCAUCGGGUCCAGAUACACCGUCGACGACCGUCGAACGAUGGGCUAGCGAGCGGACGACACCGGUUUGGACGGGUAGUCGUGCCGCAGUAUCGUCACCGUCAUUGUCAGCAGCAGCAGCAGCAGCAACGGCAACGGCAACAAACGCAUCAGGAGGAUUGUUCUCCGCAGCGGAUCGAGGAGUCAGGGGACCAGCCAGCGUGGCUGGUGUCCGUCUUGAGCAACGGAUCGAGGAGAGGCAGGAGCUGGAGGCGACGAAGAAGGUGGAGCAUCAGCAGCAGCAGCAGCAGUGUCAGGAUCUUUGGCAGCGGCGUCAUCCGCAGACGCCAGCGAGCCCAGGAGUAGCUGGUCGUUUUGAACUGAGCGGUUGGCCGAUGUCGCGUAACAAUGCGAUACCGCCGCCCUCGCGGCCUCUUUUCUCGCGAACGAACAUUGCCGCGGGUGCGGUCGCCGACGGUUGUUUGGUCGCCGGCAACGAUGACUGUGUCGGCGUCGGCGAAAGCGCGGAUUCGCGGGUACACGAUCAUAGUCGACCGUUUCCGCCGCCGCGGUUACCGCUCGUACACGUGGCGACGUCGGUGCCGUCCGUUCCGCCGCCACCCCCGCCCCCGUCGGCGUCGAGCGCGAGGACUAUGUCGGCGCCCGGCACGCCUACGUUCCGGGUAGCGCCCCUCACUAUGCCUCUGACCCCAUUAUCGAGUUCCUUCCGGAGCAGGUCGUCCCUGCGUCGUCCGCAGAACGCGGACGCGUCGUCACCGGGCGACGCAAAUUCCAGGAGCCUGUUGUCGCCAUUGUCGACGGAUGCGACGACGAUCGCGUCGUCGCCGAGAAGUCCGGUCGGCGAAGUGACCCUCGCCGCGCCGCGACCGGACGGCGAGAGGACCAUCAACGAGUACGUCGAGGCGCCGUUCAAGCACUCGUGCUGCAAUCAGCAGGAUCGACACCUCGACACGGAUAACAAGACCGUCGGCGACUGUCUGAAGAACGAGAGGAGGCAUCAUCAUCACCAUCACCAUCACCAUCAUCACCAUCAUCGGGGUCACGAGGACGCGGUGGUGCCUACUCAUUGGACGCGCGGCCGCGCGAGGAAUCAGGGUUUACACAGCGCGGCAACCGACAUUUCUUCCGUCGUCCCGCUGGAGAACGCGGCGGCGGUGAAUGCCGUGACGAAACAGCCGGUGUCCUUCACGAAGGAGCCGGCCAAUACUCUCGGCACGAGGGACUCGACCAGCCUGUCCAUCAUAUGCGACUUCUGUCGAAGAUGCCGUUGCGAGUCGUGUCGGGAGCCACCCCCGCUACCCAGCAAGUGGCUCUGUAAUAACACGUGCCUCUGCUCGGCCGAGACCGUCCUGGACUACGCGUCCUGUUUGUGCUGCGUCAAGGGUCUCUUCUACCACUGCGUGGACGGUGGCAGCGGCGGCGCCGUCGCCGGCGAUGUAGAUGGCGAGGACGUGGCGACAAAUUGCGCGGACGAACCGUGUUCCUGCACCGGCAACCGCACGGCAUCCAGGUGGGCUUGUCUGGGCGCCCUCACACUUAUAAUGCCUUGUCUGUUGUGCUACUGGCCGCUCCGCGGCUGUGUCACCAUCUGCGAGGCAUGUCACACGCGUCACGCCGCGCAAGGUUGCCGAUGCAAUCCCAGUACGAUCAGCGGCAGGCAUCAUCCCAUCUCUAGCGACAUCGGGGACUCGAGGGAUCCGGAGAAGAGGCUGUUGGAUCCAGUCACGCCGGAGCUCUGAGCGAGGGAACUUGUCUGCCGGAGGAGUACGUCGCGUGUCCUCUAUGUGAUCGGUGAUCGGAUCGAGUUAGCCUGGAAACAGGAGAGACCGUUUUAACGGACGUGUCGGACAGCGUAUGUGUGUGCGUAUGUGUGUGUGUGUAUGCGUGCGUGCGCGCGUGUGCAUGCGCGCGCGUGUGUGCGUAUGUGUGUGUGUGUGUGUGUGAUGUGGGUGUGUGUGCGUGUGUGGGAUCAGAGGGAGCAAAAGUGAAUUGCAUCAAGUACAAGAGUUGCAUUUAAGUCGAGGAGAACAAUAUCGGAUCUUGACGAACCUGUACGUUUGACGUCGCGAAUGUCUUUAUUUAUUAUUCUUCCACGAACGAAAAGCGUGCGUGUGUGUGCGUGUUGGUGCGCGAAAAAGAGAGCGAGAACCUGUAUAUGAAAGAGAGAGAGAGAGAGGGGGGGAGAAAAGUAUGUAAAGGAGCGAGAACCUGUAUGUUUGUGUUUUGUGGGUUGCAUGCGCGUUGUGUGGCGAAAACGGUAGAGAAAAACGAGGUACGCGAAUUAAGCGUAUCGUCCAGACAUACCAUUUACGCAUAGAUAACUCUAUACAUAAUGAAUUAUACGCAUUGUACCACGCGCCGAGCGAAAUCGAACGAAUGGUAAUAUAUCCGGGGGUCCGUAGCGAAGGGAAGGGGGGGGGGGAAGUUGCAUACACAGAGAGAGUAAAUAAAAAAACUAAAAUAUAUUAUAUAUAUAAAUACAUAAAUAUAUAUAGAUAGAUAGAAAUGUAUAUUGUAUAUUACGUUUGUAUAAAGAACAAACUUUUCUACGGUUAAUUUAUUUGCGGCUGUAACGCUAAGUGUAUGGUUCAUGAUAGAGCGAAAGACAAUGAAUAGAACAAUGAAGGGAGCAUAAAGAGCAAAAUGUACCAAUGACGCGUGCACAUGGACCAAUAUGACUGCUGAGUGAGGACCGCGAUAAAAAUUUUCCGACGCUAGAAGGAAUAGCGAGCAGAAAAAGAGAGAGGAGGGGGGGGGGGGAGGGAGGGGGAAUUUGUGCGCUGUACGUCACGUGACACAUUUCGCGUAACAUUUACAGAUAGUGGCGUCGAAAGCGCGUUACAAAAGAGCCAUAUUGGUUGAAAAUAGAUUUAUAUCAAGAAGGUGGGGGGAGGGGGACGAGGGUACAGAUCGUGGCGAGAGGUCUCGCAUUUCCAUUUCGUUUUCUCCAGUAUUAUCUAGUCCUGCGUGCGUUCUUUUCUCAGUUAGCAUUUGUCUUUUAAGAAUGGGCCAUGCGGCGUGUACGCGCGGGAGUGGAGACGCGAGAAAGAGGGAGCCCUUUCCCCUCAUCCCCGUUCGCCGGCUCGGCGAUAAUUUCGUUUCGCUAUAAAUAGAGAUUGGAGAUCGGUAAAAUUGCAGCUGAAUUCGCAUUCGCUUACCUCGCCGAUAAAUCACAAACCAAGUUUUUUCUCUUUCUUUCUCUCGAGAAGCAUCAGAUAGCGCGACACGUAUGUGCGACUGGUGCGUGAUUUAACACUAGAAUCACCAAGUUUAAAAAAUUCAAACUGCUAUACACGUGUGAAAGUAUGAAUUUUUUAUCGAAAGCGUAAGAUUACUUGAAGAAAAUUCACAGUUUUGUGUUUUUCAUCAUUUUUGAGGAUCAAGAGAUGAAAGACGACAGUGUUGACAGCGAAAAGUACAACGAUUCUAGUGUUAAAUAAUAUUGUUGCGCGCCGGUGAUUUUUCUCCAUUUAAAACUCGUCUGCGCUGGUCGAUCGAUAGAAUAUUCGUAUACGACGACUGAUUCUCUUUCAGCGAUAUUCCUCGAAGGGAGUAGCCUCGCGCAAAUCGAAAGCAAUCGAUCCAAGUGGAAUUGCAUGGCUCGCAUGGUUUUAGCAUUUCAGCGCAAGACGUGGGUGUAUGAUUGUGUGUAAGCGAAUGUUCCGGAUGUAACUGGGCCGAUUGCAUGGAUAAAUAAUCAAAAAUGGACGAAGACCGAAUUGAGAAGCGAUGUCGUGCGGACUGAUGGGAGAGAAAGCACGCGAUUCAAGCAAACUAUCGUUGUAUGAUCUUAAUUUGACACACGCUUCCUCGAAGUGAAAUUAUCUGCAAUAGUGGGAAUAAAGUAAAAAAUUAUUCGCAUUACUCCACGUAAUUUUACUCCGAUUUCCAAUACGUCUUUUUCUUACUUUCAAUCUUGCUAUGAAAUAUUCUUCCAUAUUUUUUUUUUUGGUUCGAAUAUUUACAGAAGAUUGCGACGAAAUAUUGUAACUAGAAGAUUGUGCGAGGAUAGUUUGGUCGAUAUUAUCUGAGAAAAACAAUAUGUUCAUCCGAUCGAAACGUUGAGCAAAAAGUAUAUUUCGUAUAUAAGCAAACAUAUUUUGGAAUCAUACACAACUAGUAGCAAGUAGCACGUAAGUACGUGUAUGCGUGUACAUAAAUGAACGAGGGCGAUAGAAUCGUUUGCGAACGCAAUUUUUAUCUCGAACGAUAACUCGAUAUUCUCUCUCUCUCUCUCUCUCUCUUUCUCUCUCCUUCUUUUCUCUCUUCCUCUCUCUCUCGAUAACUCGCUCACCUUUCUUGCGAAGGGCGGGCGUUAAGACAACGAGAAUAAUAAGACCAGUACGGACGUGAUAGAGGAAGGAAAGCACGAAAGGAGCGUUAUGGCCUCAGUGUUGAACAUUGUUAGAAAACAUGAUGAGGUUUUUAAUGUACGACGAAUGUGACGAGAGAAAACCGAAUGUCGACGAUUAAUAGCCUUUUGUCGUUUCGCGAUUCGCAAGCCGUUAAUGAUAACAAUCAUUUUCAGAGAACGUUUCUUACAGAAUUCAAAGCGAGAAAGAAUGAACGAACGAAUGUCUCGAUCGACAUAAGCAUUCUUCGACAGAUUUUUAGGUCUCGAGCGACCAAUUUUAAUCAUAACUUAUCCGAUUCUAUUUUUUUUUUUUCUUUUCGAUUUUAACUCAAUCUACUUUUAGAUAAAUCGAGAUUUAUAUAUUAGGCAUAACAAUGUAAUAUUCUAUCUCACGUUUCUUUUUUUCCUUUAAUGUGCGUUGAUCGGGGAGAUGAACGAGAUUUAUGUUCGACCCGAUUCGAAACCGCGAUCCAAGCAUAGACGUUCGAGGACAAUGUGAUUGCGCACCGAUCGACUAGCGAAACCGUGAAAGCAUAUGAAGGCGUGAAUGGAACGCGGGCAUGCCUGUGUGUAUGCUGUGUAUAUUGUAUGUGGGUGUGUGAUCGUACGCGCGCAUGCGGAUGUGUUUCGCCAAGCGAAAAAAACAAGUUUUUAUUAACAUUAAGUCUAUACGAUCUGUAUAUGUCUUGUAAAUAUAUAUAUACAUAUAUAUAUAUAUACAUAUAUAUAUACAUGCAUAAACUAUGUAUAUA